AAAUUUGGGGCGUCCCACACCUGCCUUUCGGGGCGCUUGUAUUUGCGGGCCCCGCGCACUCCGGGGGGGUCACUCCCGCGGCAACGGGGCUCUUUCUUGGAUAACUGCUUGGAUGGGUGUCGUGGCAAGCGGGGGCCUUUGCUGGCCAGGGCGAAUUGUCUGUGCUGUGGGCGAAUUGCACCGAGAUCCUGUGACAAUAUUGCCUUUUUACAGCGCGAAGUGCUUGGAGAGCUUUGGGGGUGGGAUGACCCAGAAGCCGCAGCGCCGAGAACAAAAGCGAAAUGCACUGGGCUACAAGCCCAGGCUCUAGUUUGCCAUGCCCGGCCCUUCAUCCAGGAGCACAUUCGGCUACGGCCAGCUCGUGUUCUGUGUGAUUUCCACAACGCUCCCGGUGGAACAGGCACCAUGGUCGCUCCGUCCCACGUGCUGAGCUCGCGGAGCCCAAAUUUCAGCGACUGCCCCAACGGCUCCGAGUGGGUCAAGGCGGUCUUGCACGAGUGUGCCCAGGACGGCUGGGACAUGGCCAGCGUGGUGCUCGGCCUGGUCUCGAUCCUCUGCUUUGCCGGUGCUUCUUUCCCCCAAUUCUACCUGGCCUGUAAAACGGGGAUUAUGGACCAGGCGCUGUCGAUCUACUUCCUCCUAGGCUGGCUGGGAGGGGACUCGCUCAACCUGAUCGGAUCCUUCCUGGCCGACCAGCUGCCCCUGCAGGUGUACACGGCCAUCUAUUACGUCCUGGCGGACCUGCUUAUGAUCACUCUCUACCUCUACUACAAAGUCAAGAACAGGGAACGGAGACUCUCGGUGUCCAUUAACGCUUCCUUUGUGUUCGUUCUCGUGGGAACGGUGUCGGUGACGUCCUUCCUCGUGGCACCCGCCGCUCGUCUCAGCCACGAAGCCACGGUGGUCAAGGGGAGAGCCCUUCUCUCCCUGGCAGACAGCCAGCCUGGGUGGGAGCCCUUCAGCAGGAAAGAAAUCAUCGGCUUUGUGAUCGGCUCUGUUUCGGCGCUGCUCUACCUCCUUUCCCGGGUGCCGCAGAUAUACACGAACUUCAAGAGGAAAUCAACCACAGGCAUCUCGUAUUCCCUCUUCGCUCUGGUGAUGCUUGGGAACCUGCUGUACGGAGCCAGCGUCUUACUGAAAAACCCGGAGCAGGGCCACACGAGAGGCAGCUACAUCAUCCAUCACCUCCCUUGGCUGAUCGGCAGCUUGGGAGUUUUGUCGCUUGACGUGCUGAUUUCCUUCCAGUUUCUCGCUUACCGUCGGAAGCAGACGCCGGCACUGGAAGAGAGAGACCCACUGCUCAGCAGAACGGAGGACCCUCUUGUGAGCUGAUCUCGAGCAAACGGACGGCGGCACCAACCAAAGAGCACUGCCUGGAUCGUCCUGGUGGCUUUGGAGAGAAACUGCCCCGAUUUUCCUGUGGAACAGACCUGGCUCCGAGGCAGAUGGUCUCAACGGACAGAGCUUUUAUUUAAAAUGGGGCUGGAGGCAGGAGAAAGGAAGCCGACAAAAUCCAAGCUGAUGUGACCUUUCCGGACUGGAAUGGAAGGCGGUUGUCUCCACCUUCCCAGUGAAACGGGAGCGUGCAAUUCUCCUCCGGGAGUCAAAUGGGAAUUCCUACCGAUCACCGAUUCAGCUCCCUCUUUGUAAUGGCAUUUUACCUCCCUUCACCCAUCAAGCUGCUGCUUUACUUCUUCAAGGCCAGUUGUUGAAGGGGGAAAUAACCCCCCCCCCGUUCUUGCACAUGUAGUAACCUUUGUAAUGGGCUUGUCCAGCCUAACAGGGUGCAGGGGAAAAUAAACCCCUUUACCGAA
This is a messenger RNA of Varanus komodoensis (Komodo dragon), 1814 nucleotides long. RefSeq names its product solute carrier family 66 member 1 (gene SLC66A1). Bases 406 to 1332 code for a protein of 308 amino acids. The record is from RefSeq and is a predicted model, not a curated record. NCBI's taxonomy places the organism in Eukaryota, Metazoa, Chordata, Lepidosauria, Squamata, Varanidae. The transcript is spliced from 8 exons.